Molecule: messenger RNA, 3671 nt
Organism: Zeugodacus cucurbitae (melon fly)
Lineage: Eukaryota; Metazoa; Arthropoda; Insecta; Diptera; Tephritidae
Gene: Vps16A
Product: vacuolar protein sorting-associated protein 16 homolog
Exons: 12
Coding region: 124-2649 (841 amino acids)
Biological process (GO): endosomal transport; vacuole fusion, non-autophagic; intracellular protein transport
Cellular component (GO): HOPS complex; endosome; lysosomal membrane
Molecular function (GO): actin binding
Source: RefSeq, a predicted model, not a curated record
CACUGCAUUGAUUCGUUGUUGCAUUAAUCAAGAAAGUCUUUGUGUUAGUUAUUUAUAUUUUUUUAUUAAGAGGGAGUUUUUACAAUUUAAAAAGUGAAGUGAAUAAUCCAUACAAAAUACAAUAUGCCAAUUAUGUACAAUACCGGAGAUUGGUUUGCUCUGCGGCCGGAUACAUAUAGAAAAUUGGAUCUCUUUACUCCUGAUUGGCCUCUUGAUGUAGAUUUGGAGUACAUGCAAGUGGUAGGGGCACCAUUUGGUGGACCAUUAGCAAUGAUUCGAGAUUCUAAACAAAUCGUCCCUAUUAAAGGAAGUGUCAAGCCCAUGAUUCGCAUUUUCAACACAGCCGGUAUGGAGCUUGGAAAAAUAGUGUGGAAUCACGGGAAGAUAAUUAAGAUGGGUUGGUCAGAUGUAGAGGAGCUCAUAUGUGUUCAAGAUGACGCGCUGGUUUUCAUCUUUGACAUGUUUGGAAACGAAAAAGAGUCAUAUAGUAUGGGACAGGAGGCUAGCUUAACUAAGAUUGUAGAUGCGAAAAUCUUUCAAUCCAUAUCUGGAACCGGUGUUGCUGUGCUUACAACAACUGGACGAAUUUUCUUGAAACUAAACAAUUCAAAAGAUGUCCGCACACGACAAUUACCUGAAAUUCCAAAAUCGGCAUCAGAAUGCUCAUGCUGGGAAAUAAUCACAGAAGAACGAAACACUUACUGCCUGCUGGGUCGGGAUCAGGAAGUCGUUAAAUUAUUUCCGGGCGAAUCUGUAGGCACAGUGACGCGAAACCUUUUUGAUAGGCCGUUCGAACGUAUCCUGCUCAUGUCAGUUUCUUACAACCAGCAGAAUCUGGCGCUCUAUACAAAUAAUGGUCUUUUGUGGCUAGGGACGGUGGAUAUGAAGAAAAAAUAUUGUGAAUUCGAUACGGGUCGCAAAGAUAUUCCACGCCAAAUCGAAUGGGUUAUGAACUCGGAAAAAAAUGAUGCCGACGCUGUGGUAAUUUCGUAUCCUUCAUUUUUACUGGUGGUAAAUCGUAAUGGUGAUAAAAACCUGUUCACUUAUGACCCAGCCAUAUUCCUAAUUGCCGAAAUGGAUGGCGUGCGUAUCAUUACAAACAAUGCGCACGAAAUGAUUCAAAAGCUGCCAAAAUGUGUGCAAAACAUAUUUGCUGUAAAUAGCCAGGAGCCUUCGAGCUUCCUUUUUGAAGCACAGAAGAAAUACCAAGAGCAGUCCCAUCAAGCCGACGAAUAUCUGAGUCUAUUUCGCAACAAAAUGGAUGUUGCUGUGGAUGAAUGCAUAGAGGCGGCAGGGUAUGAAUUCUGUACAGAAACACAAAAGAGCUUACUUCGGACGGCGUACUUCGGUAAAGGCUUUAUCCCUUCCCACAAUCCCGAUGAAUAUAUGCACAUCCUUAGAAUACUGCGGGUGCUUAACGCUCUUCGUCAUGAAAAUAUUGCUAUGCCACUGACUUACAAACAAUUUUCUCAUUUGCAAGCAGAAGUUGUGCUGGGACGCCUGGUAUUUCGCAAGCACUAUGCCAUAGCAAUUCAGAUUGCAAAACACUUAAAUUUGCCAGAAUCGUGGAUUUUGGAGCACUGGGCAUACCACAAAGUCAUAAAUGACAAAAACGACAAUGAGGUGGCCCGGAAAAUCACGGAGAAAUUCAAAAAUCCUUCAAUACAUGGAAUCUCGUUUUGUAACAUCGCAGAGAAAGCGCAUGAUGUGGGACGAGAUGAGCUGGCUAUAAAGCUACUUGAACUGGAACCACGCGCGUCGCUACAAGUGCCAUUAUUGCUGAAAUUGGGGAAAUAUGAUCGUGCCAUAAGAAGUGCCACUCAGUCAGGCGACAGUGAACUUGUGGCCACGGUGCUACUGGAGAUCAAAAAGAAAAUGAUGCUUGCGAACUUCAAUAUUAUCAUUCGUGAGUACCCCAUGGCUUUAAAUAUCUACAAGAAAAUGAUGAACGAAUGGAGCCGAACUGCGCUGUAUGACAUCUACAACCAAGAAGACGAUCAAAAAUCGAUUGCCGAGUACCAUUUUCGCAAUGCUCUUGAAAGCGACAGCUUAGAGUCAAAUUUGCCAAUCAUCGCCAACAGUUAUACGCAGGGGCGUAAAAAUAUCGAGGCUGAAUUGUGCGCAGACACAGGCAAGAUGUUAAAGCUACAAAAGAAUGUGUUGAAUCCAAAAUAUGGCAAGGUGCAUCAAAUCAAUUUUAGCGGUCUCUCCAUACAUGACACCAUAAUGCAGUUGUUGCAAAUUGGUGAACUGAAGGAAGCAGAAAAAAUCAAAAGUGAUUUCAAAGUGCCAGACAAGCGCUUCUGGUGGUUGCGCAUUAUAACCUUGUCCGAAAAAUUCAAAUGGGACGAUUUGGAGAAGUUUGCCAAAAGUAAGAAAAGUCCCAUUGGCUAUGAGCCGUUUGUGGAAGUGUGCCUUAGGCAGAAUAAUUUGCAUGAAGCGCGCAAAUACAUUAGCAAAUGUCGUGAUGACCGAAAAGCGCAUUGGUAUUUACGUUCAGAGCUCUGGGAUGAAGCGGCGGACAGUGCAUUUGAAAACCGUGAUAUCAACACUUUAUACACCAUACAAAACAAAGCCAGUGCGAUUGGUAAUCGUGUGCUUUUGGAGAAAAUCAGCGCACAUAUUGCCGUCUUGGCUUUGAAGAAAUAAAAGAGCAGUUGCAUUUGCUUAAAAUAUUAGAAGAAAUAAAAUAACUCCGUAUGUGUUACUUUGACAUUUUCAAAGGGACAUUUAUUUUCCAUAUAUGUAUAUUUAUCAUACGUACAUAUAUAUGUAUAUACGUUAAUAUGUAUGUAGUAAUUAUGUGUAGUUAUUUAUGAAGGUAUUUAGGUAAUAGAUCACAUAAAGCAAAAAGAAAUAUAUUUAUUUAUAUUUAACUAACACUCUUGCUUUUUUCAUUUUAAUAUUUCUCAUAUUUAAAUACAUAUGCAUAUUUGUAUACUAAAUAUUCAAUGUUAAGGACAAUGUUUCACAUAAAAUAUUGUUACUAUAUAUCAUACGAUUAGUUGUAGAUACUUUAUAUGCUUUGUAUAGAUGUUGUAUUAUUAUUAUUAUAUUCAUUACAAUUAUAUAUGUUUUACGAACAAAACACAGCAGUCUUAUAUAAGAUGAAUUUAUUUGAAUUAAUUUUUUUGUUUUAAAUAGGUUUUGCAGUGUAUUGACGCUUUUCGCAUAUUGUUAAUAAAUAAUUGCAUAAAGCUGCACCAGUAGACCAUUCAAAUGUUUCUUUUUUUCUCUUAAUUAAAAUUGUUAGGUGAUUUGGGGUAGUUAUUAGCAGAUCAAUCGUGCUUGUCUGAUGGUACUUCGAAAGUAUGGAAAUUGUUUUGAAUUAUAUGAAUAUUAUCAUUAAUACAUAUGUGAUUCGAAUGUGUGGAUACAAUUUUAACAAGUAUAUAUUUCAUACCCCAGAAAUCGGUGUAUUCUAUUUCAAAAUAAACUGGAUAAUUAAUAUAAAACUAACAUUAAAUUAUUUUUGUCAUCAUUUCAUUGAGAAACACCCAAACAUCAAAAUAUUAAUUAUUUACUUACGCGUUUUUAACCAUGAACACACUCAUAUUUCUAUAGAAAAGCGAUAUCCAUAUUGUUUUGUAUAAUUUUUUGCUAUACUGUAUAUAUGUAUGUACAAUCGCUAAUUUUUUUGUAAUUUUUAUUUCACAAUCUAAUUUACAUAU